AGCAGAGAGUAAGAGAGGAAGAAAUUCCCACUCGACUGAGAAACCACCAAAAUAUUUGAGAUUUGCUGAGCAGAGUUUUGUUGGUUCAUCAUGGCUCUGUUCCGAGGUCACAAGGUCUCCCUUUCCAAAUAUACUACCUCUCCUUAUCCAUAUAGCUAUCACGUGUUCUUGAGCUUCAGAGGUGAAGACACCCGAAAGAACUUCACUGAUCACCUCUACACGGCCCUUGUCAAUGCCGGAUUUCAUACUUUCAGGGAUGACCCUGAACUCGAGAGAGGGGAGAAUAUCAAGGAAAAGCUUGAGAAUGCCAUUCGACAGUCGCAGAGUUCUGUGAUUGUGUUUUCGAAAGACUACACCUCUUCCAGAUGGUGUCUGGACGAGCUUGUCAUGAUCCUUCAACGCAAGAGGACCUCCGAUCAUAUCGUGUUACCCGUCUUCUACGACGUCGAUCCAUCUCAACUGAGGAAGCAGGCAGAGACUCUUGCAGAGGUCCCUAAAUACCAAGGAAAUCAAUCGUUGAAUGGAUGGCAGGCAGCGCUUAGAGAAGUUGCAGAUCUAGCAGGCAUGGUUUUACAAAAUGAAGCUGACGGGCACGAGUCAAAGUUCAUCCAAAAGAUUGUUACGGUGAUUCAGGAAAAGCUAGGUCGUGUGCCCCUAAGCGAUGUCCAGGAGGAAUUACAGGAGAAGUUGUUAUCUGUUUACCCUGUUCUUGGUGACGCCGAUGGGUAGCAACUGAAAUUCCAAACGAGUGUGAAGCCAUGGCUCCAUAAGCUUAAAGAGGCUGUCUAUGAGGCUGAGGACCUGUUGCAGGAGAUCAAAACAGAAGCGUUGAGGCAAAAGAUAGAACACGAAUCUGGAAGUAGUAGCACGAGUAAGGUACAAGACCUCAACUCCAGUCUUCCAUCUCAUGCUUUUGACUCAACAUUAAUUUACCUCAGGGUAGAGGAGGUUCUGAAUAGACUAGAUUCCAUUAUGGAGAAGAGAAAAGAUGUCUUGGGUUUGGAAGCAAGUGCUGGAUACAAGGUAUCACAAACAAUACCGUCAACUUCUUUGGUAGAAAAGUCUGUAUAUGGAAGAGAUGAAGAGAAAGAAACAUUGGUUAAAUUGUUGCUAUCAGAUGAUGAGAGUGGCAAUGAGAUAAGUGUGAUUCCUAUUGUGGGUAUGGGUGGGAUCGGAAAGACCACCCUUGCCCAGUUUGUAUACAACGAUGUUAGAGUGAAGCAACAUUUUCACCUCCGAGCAUGGGUUUGCGUUUCAAAAGAAUUUGAUGUUUUUAGGAUCUCACAACACAUUUAUGAGUCCCUCACCAAAAAAGCUUGCAAGAUCAACAGCCUGGAUCUGCUUCUAUCAGAGUUGCUGGAAACUUUGAGGGGGGAAAGGUUCUUCUUUGUUCUUGAUGACAUCUGGAACAAGAAUUAUAACCAGGUGGAAUCAUUAAUGCGUCCCCUUGAGUCUGGAGCACAUGGAAGCAAGAUUAUUGUCACAACACGCGAUGAAGAUGUUACACGUAUGAUGGGUAGCCUUGAAGCUCACCGUCUCAAGCCAAUGUCUGAGCAAGAUAGCUGGUCGUUAUUCGAAAAACAUGCCUUCAAAAAUGCAGGUGUUAGUGCACGCUCACGUCUUGAAAAUAUCGGUAGACAAAUUGUUGGAAAGUGCAAUGGUCUUCCUUUGGCUAUUAAGUCACUUGGGGGUUUCUUAUGUUCUAAAUUGUUGGUGGAGGAAUGGGAAAGUAUAUUGAAGAGUGACCUGUGGGAGUUGCCUUUGGAGAGUGACAUUCUGCCAUCUCUUUGGUUGAGCUAUAUGUACCUGCCUUCACAACUCAAACGUUGUUUUGCAUAUUGUUCGCUAUUUCCCAAGAACUAUGAGUUCAAAACAUCAGAAUUGGUUUACUGUGGAUGGCUGAAGAUCUAUUGCAACCUAAAACCCCCAAAACUGCAGAAGAAAUCGGACAAGAUUACUUCAAUGAUCUAAUCUCAAUGUCAUUUUUUCAAGUUUCAUCAAGUUCCGGUCACUAUAUCAUGCAUGACCUUAUCAAUGAUCUAGCAAGCUUUGUAUCAGGUGAAUUUUGUUUUAGGUGGCAGGGCACUUCUUCACCCAACAAUUUGAGCAAGACUCGUCACUUUUCAUGUAUGUUGAGAUAUUGUUAUAAUACUCCUAUGUUUGAGGCUUUGCAGCAAGCUAAAUGUUUGCACACCUUUCUAACAUUAGUAACAUCUUCUAUGUGGUGGAAGAUUUCUGGCAAAGGACUCUACGAGGCAUUGCCGAAGUUUCAAUGUUUAAGAAUGCUCAAGUUAUCAUGGUACGAUAUUAAGGAAUUGCCUGAUUCAAUUAACAACUUGAAACAUCUUAAGCACUUGGACUUGUCUUACAGUUCCACCGAAAAGUUACCUGAUGCAAUUUGUACUUUGUAUAACUUGCAAGUAUUGUUGUUGUCAUGGUGUAAACGCCUUACUGAACUGCCAGCCAACUUGGGAAGAUUGAUCAACUUGAGCCAUCUGGAUAUUACAUGUACAAAGUUGAAAAAGAUGCCACCGUAUAUGGGUAAGUUGAAAGACCUCCAGAUGCUACCAGAGUUUGUGCUAGACAAACACAUGUGUACACUGCUGGGGAUAAUUUGGCAGAGUUAAGGAAGCUUCAAAAUUUGCGUGGAGGACUUUGUAUCUCAAGGCUGGUGCAUAGCAGCGGUUUGGAGGCCUACAUACUGAGGGACAAGAAGUUUCUUAAGGAACUGGUUUUGGAUUGGGAGAAAGGGUUUUAGGUAAAAAAGCAAGGUUCGAGAAUGUGGUUUUGGAUCGGGGAGAAAUGGUUUUAGCUAGAACAGCAAGGAGAAAGAAUUUUCGUAAGAACCCAAUUUCGGAUUGGGGAAGAAAGGAUUGGAGUGAAUCUGUAGAAGAAAGAGAAGUGCUUGAGAAGCUCCAACCUCACCUGAACCUGGAAAGGCUUACAAUUGAAUGUUAUGGAGGCAAAAUGUUUCCAGUUUGGUCAGAAUUUUAUUCUUCCUCUGUCCUUGUUUCUCUUAGACUUGUUAAUUGUAAGAAUUGUAUCUCCUUGCCACCAUUGGGACAGCUACCUUCCCUCAGAGAGCUUUAUAU
Messenger RNA from Rosa chinensis, 3092 nucleotides. Its product is annotated as putative disease resistance RPP13-like protein 1. NCBI's taxonomy places the organism in Eukaryota, Viridiplantae, Streptophyta, Magnoliopsida, Rosales, Rosaceae. Gene Ontology annotation, molecular function: ADP binding. Gene Ontology annotation, biological process: defense response to other organism. Bases 973 to 1971 code for a protein of 332 amino acids. The record is from RefSeq and is a predicted model, not a curated record. The transcript is spliced from 2 exons.